Molecule: messenger RNA, 1308 nt
Organism: Coccidioides immitis RS
Lineage: Eukaryota; Fungi; Ascomycota; Eurotiomycetes; Onygenales; Onygenaceae
Exons: 1
Coding region: 1-1308 (435 amino acids)
Source: RefSeq, a predicted model, not a curated record
AUGUCAAGUAUGGAGAAGAAAUGCUAUGCUGUGGACCCGGACGGAGAUGUUGUGCUGCUGGUGCGGCAGCAGGAAACGCCGUUUGCUGCGUGGGAGGGGGGCGCGUCAAAUCCGUCUAAGGUAGAGGGGUCCAAUUCCCCUUACCCUCCUCUGCAGCGAAAACCUUCAAUUUUGAAAGGAGACAAGAAGGGAACGGAGCACAAAAAAGGUAGAAAAUCUGCUGAUUUCAUCAAGGAACCCGUGUCCGCCGAAGGUCCCAUGGCUGUCCACGAUCCUGAGCCGAUUGAACCGAAUUCUCAUGCUGAUCAAAACCAGGCUAGCCAGCCAUCUACUCCUGCGAAAUCCACGCCAUGGAAGUCGGCCAAUAACUCUACUGAUUCCUCUCAAUCAGAAAAUCUUGCGACACAAGAUGAGUACUCAUGGUUUAAAGUCUCUCCGCGCCACCUGAUGCUGGCUUCGCCGCACUUCAAGGAAACGUUGACUGAAGGAGGGAGAAAAGCGCACAUUCUGGAUUCUGAUGGAUGCAUAACCAUCCGAGAAGACGGCAGAGACCCAGACGCUAUGUUGCUUCUGAUGAACGUUAUCCACGGACGCACACGCAUGGUCCCGCAAGAGAUUACCCUUGAGAUGCUCGCUAAAGUUGCUGUUCUCGUUGACGUGUAUCAAUGUUCCGAGGUUGUUGCGGUAUUUUCAGACAUUUGGAUUCAGCGAUUAACCGUCCCUUUUCCAAACACCUAUUCUAGGGAUCUCAUUCUAUGGAUUUGGGUCGCUUGGGUGUUCCGAAAGCCAGAGGAGUUUCAGCUAGCUACACAAAUUGCCCUGUGCCAAACUCCAGGACCACUUCCGACCCUUGGGUUGCCAAUUCCACAGAAAGUAAUUGGUAAGGAGUCUGAGGUUUUACGUAUUCUUUGGGUGCUAAUCGGCCGUUUAGAUACGAUCGAUGAACAGAGGAAGGAUUCCAUUGACCAGAUAGUGGAACACCUCCAUGGACUUCGACAAGAUUUCCUUGAGCAACAGGAGUCAUGCUCCUUUGAAUGUAGUUCGAUGUUGUUCGGUGCGCUUACUAUAGAGAUGCACAGGCGGAAUCUUCUUCCACGGACUGCAUCGCCUUUUCCCGGUGCUAGUUUCGCGAAGGUUGUCCAGAGUGUUCGCCUGAUCCGAUCUCCCACGUGGUGCCCUGUUGCCGGAUGGGUCUCGUUUAAUUCCACUUGCAGAGCGCAUGGCUGCAUUCUGAGCAAAUUUAUCGAUCCGGUGAUUGAAGGCCUGGAACACGAUCUGGCGGGAUUAGAGUUGAAUGAUAUCGAAUGA